Messenger RNA from Ceraceosorus guamensis, 288 nucleotides. RefSeq lists its product as hypothetical. The record is from RefSeq and is a predicted model, not a curated record. Lineage: Eukaryota; Fungi; Basidiomycota; Exobasidiomycetes; Ceraceosorales; Ceraceosoraceae. Bases 26 to 241 code for a protein of 71 amino acids. The transcript is spliced from 2 exons.
UGUCGAUGCGAGUAAUCGAGGAAAGAUGAAGAAGCUUGGCUUUGCGAAUGUCUUGAUGGCAGCUUUUUGCGUGAGAUGGCUUGAUGCUUGUUCGCGGGUGGUGGUGAGUGCUGGUUUGAACAGGUCUGUCUGCGCUUCGAAAGAGCCAAUCUUGAAUGCGCUUCGCAUCCAUCCUGAAUCUUCCAUAUCCCCCUGUCGAAUCAAAAUUUACGAAUUGAAUGUAACUCAAACUCGAUCUUGACUCGGAGGUCUCAAUCACGGAUGUGAGGACUCGAUCAGAUUCAACGC